Dufourea novaeangliae is the source of this 1092-nucleotide messenger RNA. RefSeq names its product eukaryotic translation initiation factor 3 subunit I (gene eIF3i). Gene Ontology annotation, cellular component: cytoplasm; eukaryotic translation initiation factor 3 complex, eIF3m. The coding region runs from base 88 to 1068 and encodes 326 amino acids. NCBI's taxonomy places the organism in Eukaryota, Metazoa, Arthropoda, Insecta, Hymenoptera, Halictidae. The transcript is spliced from 5 exons. The record is from RefSeq and is a predicted model, not a curated record. Gene Ontology annotation, molecular function: translation initiation factor activity; RNA binding; protein binding. Gene Ontology annotation, biological process: cytoplasmic translational initiation.
CUGUGAUUUUCUAGUUGUUCUGAUUAGUGGAGUGUUCAUCUGUUUAAUUCUUUGACCAUUGUAUAUAAUUGUGUAAUACAAAAUAAAAUGAAACCUUUGAUGUUACAUGGGCAUGAACGUGCCAUCACAAAAAUUAAAUACAAUAGAGAAGGAGACUUACUAUUCUCCUCGAGUAAAGACAAAAAACCAAAUGUUUGGUACUCUUUGAACGGAGAACGUCUUGGAACUUUUAAUGGUCAUAAUGGUUCAGUAUGGUGCAUUGAUGUCAACUGGGACACAACUAGAUUUAUGUCUGGCAGUGGUGACAAUACAUUAAGAGUUUGGGAUUGUGAAACUGGAAAAGAAAUAGGUCAACUUAAUACAAAAAGUUCAGUGAGAACAUGUAGCUUUAGUUAUUCAGCAGAUCUUGCUGUUUACUCUACAGACAAAGCUUUAGGACAACAGUGUGAAAUGUUUAUUAUAGACAUCAGAAAUGUUGAUGGUAUAUUGUCACAGGAAGAUGCAAUUUCUAGAAUUCCAGUUAGUGGUCCCAGAAUCUCUGCCAUUUUAUGGGGUGCUUUAGAUGAAACAAUUAUUACUGGUCAUGAAGACGGUGAAAUUACUCUGUGGGAUGUCAGAACAUCGAAAAAACUGUCAAGUGUUAAAAGUCAUAAAUCUCAAAUAAACGAUAUGCAGUUUAAUAAAGAUGGUACGAUGUUUGUGACUGCAUCAAAAGAUAACACAGCAAAGUUGUUUGACAGUGAAUCAUUAGUGUUAUUAAAAACAUACAAAACAGAAAGACCUGUGAAUUCAGCCACAAUUUCCCCUAUCUUUGAUCAUGUGGUUCUUGGAGGUGGUCAAGAUGCUAUGGAUGUAACAACAACUUCCGCUCGUCAAGGAAAAUUCGAUUCACGAUUUUUCCAUUUAGUAUUUGAAGAAGAAUUCGCGCGAUUAAAAGGACAUUUCGGCCCAAUUAAUUCUCUUGCUUUUCAUCCUAAUGGUCGUAGCUUUUCAACAGGGGGAGAAGACGGUUAUGUUCGUAUUAACACGUUUGAUCAGUCGUACUUCGACUUCCAUUUUGAAUACUAAUUUUUGUGGAUAAAAAAAAAAUAA